Cicer arietinum (chickpea) is the source of this 4898-nucleotide messenger RNA. RefSeq lists its product as uncharacterized. Lineage: Eukaryota; Viridiplantae; Streptophyta; Magnoliopsida; Fabales; Fabaceae. The record is from RefSeq and is a predicted model, not a curated record.
AACACUAACACCAACACCGCCGAUCCUCCUCCUCCCACCUCUUCUUUCAAGCUUAGUUCUGCCAUCGAGAAGCCCAAACACAACUCCAUACAUAGUUAUCAUGUUGCUACUACGUGCCUAAAUUCAGCAACUAUUGAUUUGAGUUGGAUGGUGAUUGUUUUCCUUUGUUUCAAUUUCUGCAACUAUAUCGUAUUUUGUAUGUUGUUGAAUUCUUGCACGAAUGCUGCCGAUGCAUGCAAGACUUUCACCCUCUUCAAAAAUCGAUUCUCACUUGUUCUAACUUUGUGUUUAAAUUCUGCAACUUUGUGUUUUUCACUUUUACUUCUUAAAUUUGUUGUAAUGUUCUUACUGUCCAUGCUGUUGUGUUGAACUGUUUAUUUUUAAUUUUUUUUAAUUAUAUAAAUUGGGUUUGUAUUUUUAUUUAUCUACACCCAUUAGGCCAUUACUAAGUACAAAAGGUGAAAAUGUUGUUUUUAAUGAAUGUGGUUUCAGAGCAAUAAUACUGAUAUUGUUUUAGGCGAAUCGCAUUGGAUUCAUUUUGCUGAAGUGUUAGGUUUUGAAUUGUGUGAAUUUUAUGAUGACACUACAUUGACGAUGAAUAAAGAUGAAAUGUUCCAUCAGUCCCCCAUAAUAGAAGCAAAAAUGGGUCAAAGAUAGUUGAUAUAUUUGAUUCAAAUUUUGGACUAGGCCCUGUUUGGAUAAACAACUUAUAGCAUAAGCACUUAUGUAUAAGCUACUUUUUUAAUAUAGCGUAAAAUAAAGUCAAAUUGUUUUUAUAUAUAAGUUAGAAGCUAUUUUCAUAAGCUAUCCUGGUUAGCUUAUGAAAAUUUGCUAAAAACAACUUAUGAACAUGUCGUAAGCUGUUACCAUAAACUUUUCCAAACAGUCUCACAAGUGCUUAUGUGAGUAGGCAAACUCAAAUAAGUCAAUCCAAACAUCAACUUUCUUUGACACAUUUCCACUCAUAUAUCAGGACCGAGGGAGUAGACAUACAGAGGAGGGAAUAGUGGGGAAGGGAAGACGGAAGUGAGUGAGUGAGAGUGAGUUUGGAAUAAAUAUUCUCUCAAUUUGAAGUGAUUUAAAUAAUUUAAGUAAAUGCAAUCGUUGUUCAAGAGUUUAUGGCAAUCAAUUUUUCUUCCCUAGGCCUCCUAAUACAUAGUGUAAGUUAUAAGUACUCACUUCAACAAGGCUGUCAUUGUGAUGGGAUUUAUUUUUUUUGUGCUGUUGAAUUUGGGAGAGUUAAGAUAGGGAAACAUGAUACUAUGGAGCUGCCGCCAUAAUUGGGUCAAACUCAUUGUAAAUAUGUGGUAGGUACUAGGCAGUCUUACCUUGCAUUUGCUAGAAACAAAUUCCACUGAUUGAGUAACCUAUUGUUAAUGCAUCAACAACAAUUCCAGUAAUUCAAAAUGUUUGAAUUGUAGCAAGCGGCAGCCGAUGUUGCAUCAUGGAAAAUAGCUUUUUGUCCAAAAUCCGCUACACUAAAGUGCUAUAGCAUUGAUAUAGCCGUUUUGACAACACUUUAUACUAAAUUGCGUAUCACGGAACUAUAGUGAUUUUUUCAAAUUCCGCUAUGCUAUGCCUAUAUCCACUAUUUGACAACACAAGUGGGAGUUUAAUUGUAUCAAUAGAGAAAAGGGUUAUUAAAGAGGUUUGUGAGUUUGUCAUACUGAUAGGUUGCUUAGAAGAUGUUUAUAGAAAUGUCUUGUUUCCACAUACAAGUAUAGUUAACUUAUUUUUGUCAUUGUUAUUUCAGUUUAUUUCUUUCCACUUGAGCUAUCCCUAGAUUUAUAUAACCCAAAUUAUUUUUCUGCUGAUGUCACUUAUUUUCUUACUCAAGUAGCCAUUUUAUAACUGAUUUUGAACCACUCUUUUAUCUGGCAGUACAUUUCCAGCGUCGAAAACUCAAUGUGCUUGAAAACCAUGUGUGCUUGUCAAUAAGAGCUUCCUUUUCCUCCAAAUCAGAUGGCUUUUCUAUUUCAGAAAUUUCAAUAGCUUGAAAACCAUGUGUGCUUGUCAAUAGCAGCUUCCUUUUAUUAAAAAAUGUUCAGAUUCCUCCAAUAUAGUCAACGGUGUGCGAUGUCUUCUGCGACGGUCUUCUAUGUAGAUACUAAUUUGUUUUCCAAAAACUUAGCUGCCACGUCAAGCUAUGUUACUAAUUAUAAAACUUCGACUUGUUGCCCUAUAUUGAAAAAAGUAUAAUGACUGUGAUAGAAACCAGAAUUUUAUUGACUGAAAUUGAUGAGCUCUGAAGCUCUUACAAUGCUGGAAAUCUGAAAAUGCAGAAAAUGAACUAAACCAGAGUUCUAAGAACUCCUAAACCAGUGCACAACUGCACCUAAUCCAGAGAAAUAUUCUCCUAACUAUUUUCUAACUAUAUUUCUGAAUGAUUUUCUAACUACCCUUCCCUCUCUUUUAUAACAGAAAUCUGUAACAGAAUUCCAUAAAGUCUGUGAAUAUACUAACUAACUCUUAUUGUCUAAUCAACCUAUCUUUUGGGCCAAGGCCCAAUAUCUUUCCAACACAGACAAUCAGUGGUAUAGGCUUUCUUUAAUAUUAAGAAUGUGAUAUGAACCUUUGUGAAGGACUAUAGUCACAAGUCUAGACAUGGAAGAGUCCUUGUGAUAGACAUAUGGUGAAUGCAGUGAAGUGGAAUUGUCCUUGACAGAGUCCCUUUUAAGGAUACUAAAAAUGAAAGAAUACUUGAUUGAUUUUUUUAUUAAAUAUAGUUUUUUUCAAAGACUGUUAAUAAUAAAGGAAAGAGAUCAUGAAUGUUAGGAUCCUGACUAACAAGGAAAUAGAUCCCAAAUUAUAAGAGCUUAAUCAAUUAAAGGACUAUGCUGAUUAUAAUUUAACCUAUAAAGGAAACAAAAAUAAAACAAUUAACAAAAAAACAAAAAUCUGAUUCAGCUGCUGCCUUCAUUUUCUGAUAUUGCUGUCCCACAAAAGCAUCCACAUCACCACUUCUCUAAUAUUACUCUUCUCGGCUUUGAACCUGUCCUCAAGCUCAAACUCUGGAUGGAAUUUGUAGAAGUGGUCAACCGGUUCCCAAAUGGCAUCUACUUGACGACAUUUUGCCGAGUGCUCUAACUGCUCCUGUUUCUCACGGUUGAUUCUACUGCAACGAAUAGCAUGAAGAGUUGGUAGGCUUUGCUGUUACAUAAGGGUUGUAAAUUGGUAGUUCAUCUACAGCAGCUGGUUGGGAUCCUUCGUACUCUUUUAGGGGAGCCACCUGGAACACAUCUUGUCUUCUAUUGAAGUUGCAGCCACACUCAAUCCCCGUCUGUUAAAGUCAACUUUAUAUGCCUCAGUUUAGCAGCUAAGCAAGGCAACAUGAAAUACAAAAAACCAUUCCGAAUUUUUUAUGUUUAUAACCGAGGAACCCCCCUAAGUUUCAACCACAUCAGAAUGUUAUGAUUAUUGAUCCAAAAAUCUGACCAUUCCCUAGAUCCUUCCCAGCUGAAGUUUUCCCCUUUAUAGAACUAUUGGAUAUCCCUUAUGAUGUUAUUGAAUAUAAUAAUGAUCAACUCUGAUUGUCUUUUGAACUUGAUUACGUCUUACGAUGAAGAUUGACUCUUGUUGGCUCUUCAUUUUAAGAUUUCACAGAUAAUUUGUAAUCUGUUUGAUGUUAUUGUAGGUUUAUAUAAACUUGAUGCAUAUUUUUUCAAUGUUGUUGUGUAUAUGAUUCUUUUCCAUGUUAACAUCGUAACAUGUUUUGCUCAUGCAAAGACUUGAAUCUCCAGCUACAAUCUAUUGGGGAAGAAUGCUACUGAAACAGAUGCAGAAGAGAUUAUUGAAAUGGCCAGUAAAGCCUCUGUUGCUGAUCAACACAUGCAAGUGCAAGAAAAUAUUCAUUCUCAAAUUAAAACAUUUUGCACGUUUAUGGAUGAAGUUCUUCUUCCAACUAAAAAGACGGUGAAUGACGACUCCUUUGAGUUCUCUCAACAAACAAACAUUUCACCUCAACAUAGUGAGCUUAUUUCUGCCAAUGGUUGUGCAGCUGUCCCUAAACAAAGAUCAAUAAGCCAAGCCGAACUUUCUCAGAAAUUAAAGGAUGGAUUUGGCUUCAAGCUCGAUGUUAAACCUUCCCAAAUAUCUCACAAGGAAGCCGGCCAAGGUCUAUUUUUAGACGGUGUAGUAGAUGUUGGUGCCGUGCUAGCCUUGUAUCCUGGUGUAAUCUAUUCUCCAGCUUAUCAUCAUUAUAUUCCUGGAUAUCUUGAUGAUCAGAACCCCUAUUUGAUUACAAGACAUGAUGGAACUGUCAUCGUCGCCCAACCUUGGGGUCGUGGAGGUGAUGAGAAAGAACUAUGGAAUGGUAGAAAAAUGGUAGAUAACAAGACUGAUAUGGUAGUAGUUGAGGAAGGGUCUCAAGUAGAUAAUAGUGACGACGCACUCGAGCGUAGAAAUCCAUUAGCCUUGGCACAUUUUGCUAAUCACCCUCCGAAAGGGAUGCUUCCAAAUGUCAUGAUUUGCCCUUAUGACUUUCCAUUGAUUGAAAACAACAUGAGAGCUUACAUUCCUAAUAUAUUAUAUGGAAAUGCAGAAGUAAAUAUGAAGAAAUUUGGCAGUUUUUGGUUCAAAUCUAGAGUUCCAAGAAAUAGUGAAUCACAUGUUCCUACUCUGAAAACUGUUGUUUUGGUAGCAACUAGGGCUCUUCAAGAUGAGGAACUUCUCCUGAACUACAGGUUGAGCAACACGAAGCGGUGGCCUGAAUGGUAUGCUCUAGUGGACGAAGAAGAUAUCAUAGAAAAGUGAAACUAGCCGAUGACUUGAUAGAGUCGCGGUGGCUUAAUGAAGCCAUUUUUUCUUUUAUGUUGUCUUGACAAGCUGUAGUGUCAUUGUUAUUUUUUUAAUUAAUUAAAGUGAUAUUAAUGACCAUUUUUUACAUCUGUCUUUGAGAA